This is a messenger RNA of Aspergillus mulundensis, 1641 nucleotides long. Its product is annotated as SET domain protein. NCBI's taxonomy places the organism in Eukaryota, Fungi, Ascomycota, Eurotiomycetes, Eurotiales, Aspergillaceae. The transcript has a single exon. The coding region runs from base 1 to 1641 and encodes 546 amino acids. The record is from RefSeq and is a predicted model, not a curated record. Gene Ontology annotation, molecular function: protein binding.
AUGCGCAAAUCAAGAGAAUGCUCAAGGUCCAAUCCGCACGCGAACCCAAUAAACCGGAAGCGAGGUCGCGAUGACACAGACACUGAAGACGACCAACCCGACUUCAAGAGACACCGAGCAAGCCUAGAAACAUACCCACUAGACUUCCAAGAGGAAGUCAAGCAGCUCGCGACCGAUAUCGUCGCGUCGAUAUACUACGACAUAAACCACCUCUGCGCCGUUCGCAAGCGCGCCAAACUCGAAAAGAAGGACGAAGAUGUCAAGUUUUACCGCCGCCAGUAUUCCGAGAGCAGUAGGCUGCUCGAUAUGCUAGUCUGGUCGACCUGGGAGGUCUCGAAAAUGGACAAGAUUGACGAUCCCGAAGGCACACUCCGGCGCAUGAGCGAGUUCGCAUCCUUGUGCGGGUGGAGGAUGCUCUCGAUCUGCUUGACCGCAGAGGGAUUCCGCCGGGCUCUGAGGCAGACCACAGAGGACGUGAAAUGGGGCGAAGUCGUGAAGAAGAUUAUGGACAAUCAAUGGAGUAUCGAGGUAUACGCGCGGUCCCGCAGGCUCGACUGGCGGGGACUGUGGUUCAGAUACGCAUAUAUGAACCACGAACAGGUGGAUGAGCAGCUACGAUUCCGCCGCAAAAUGUGGGAGGAGCACCCACAUCACAUUGUACAAACAAUUGACAAGAAGGUCCGAAGACCACGGUUCGAAGGUGAGGCGCAAAUCCACAUCGACGAGCACAUCUUCGACCCCAACUCGGACCUCUGGAAGGCCAAACGCCGGAAAAGGGAUCCUACGCUGCGACGCCCCGAAGACGGCAAAUGCGCCCUCUGCGGCAGGAAAAAACUCUGCGAGUGCAAGCUGGACUUCUCCGCAGGGAACCUAGUUGAGCUCGUUGAGCGGCCGCUGAUUGGGACUGGUGUGCGUGCGCUAUGCGCUUUCAAAGCGCGCGAUAUCCUCGGCCAGUUCAUCGGCGUACUCCAGCCGCCGGGCUUUGAGGGGGACGAGGUGUAUGCGCUGUCGCAUGUGUCCAUGAUAGACGACAAGGAGCAGCUUGCGGUCAUCUCGCCGAAGAAGUAUGGCAAUUGGACGAGGUACAUGGCGCACUCGUGUAAGCCGAGCACUAAGUUUAUCCUUAGGACGAUCGGACGGUAUACGGUUGUGACUAUUGAAGCGGUUGCAGAUAUCGCUGCUGGCAAGGAUAUCACGGUUGACUAUGGGGACGAGUACUGGGUGGAUAGGGAGGAUGAAUGUGCAUGCGGGGAGAAUGAGUGUAUUAGUAAGAAGAAGGAGGAGGAGGAGAAGGAAGAGGAGGAAGAGGAGGAAGAGGAGGAAGAGGAGCAAGAGGAGCAAGAGGAACAAGAGGAGCAAGAGGAGCAAGAGGAGGAAGAGGAGGAAGAGGAGCAAGAGGAGGAAGAGGAGCAAGAGGAGCAAGAGGAACAAGAGGAGCAAGAGGAGCAAGAGGAGGAAGAGGAGCAAGAGGAGGAAGAGGAGGAAGAGGAGCAAGAGGAGGAAGAGGAGCAAGAGGAACAAGAGGAGGAAGAGACUGUUUAUACAUAUGAGUCUAGCGAUGAGACCUUUGAUACGGAUGACUCUGGUACAGAUGAGUCGAGUGGGGAUGAUCGUACAUAUGUCAGUGGUCGGUUCAACUGA